CAAAUUCCUUAUCCUUCUCUAACCGCAAUACCAAUCCAUCCCCCCUUAAUUCUCAAACCUCUUUUCUCUACUCAACACAAACUACAAACUCUCUCUCUCUCUCUCUAGAAUUUUCUUCCUCUCUCUCUCUAGAAUUUCCAGGCAUUAGUUCCAAUGGAGAGUCAGACAAUAAGCGACAUCAAAUACGAAGAGGAAUACAUAGUGAAUUCACGUGGAGUGAAGCUUUUCACGUGUCGAUGGUCACCUCCUGCUGACGUGGACCCUAAAGCUCUGAUCUUCCUCUGCCAUGGUUAUGCCAUGGAGUGCAGCAUCUCAAUGAAAGGUUGUGCUACUAGAUUGGUUAAGGCGGGUUACGAAGUUCAUGGAAUCGACUGCGAAGGCCACGGAAAAUCAUCGGGGCUUUUGGGCUUAAUCACCGAAUUCGAUCAUCUCGUCGAUGAUCUCUCCGAACACUUUACUAAUAUUUCUGAAAAGAGAGAAAAUAAGAAAAGAAUGAGGAUUCUAAUGGGAGAAUCAAUGGGAGGGGCGAUGGUCCUACGAUUGCAUAGGAAGAAACCCGAUUAUUGGGAUGGUGCCAUCCUCGUUGCACCCAUGUGUAAGAUUGCUGAUGAAAUUAAGCCAAAUCCAUUGGCUAUAAAGAUCUUGACUUCUUUGGCGCGCGUCGUUCCCACGUGGAAACUUACCCCUACUCCGGACAUAGUUGACAUUGCCUUCCGGGACCCACAAGUUAGAAAGGAGGUUAAAUCCAACCCAUACACAUACAAAGGCCGACCCCGUCUGCAAACUGGCUACCAGUUGUACACAGUCAGCAUUGAUCUGGAAAAACGCCUCGAAGAGGUGUCCUUGCCAUUCAUUGUCCUUCACGGAGAAGAUGAUAAAGUGACCGACCCGUCGGUGAGCAAAACAUUGUACGAAUCAGCUCGCGCCACGGACAAGACAUUCAAGCUGUACCCAGGGAUGUGGCACUCUCUCUCCUACGGCGAGUUGCCGGAAAAUAUCGACAUUGUAUUCUCCGACAUCGACAAGUGGCUCGGCAGCCAGUUCUCCGGCAGAAGCGCCAAGCUCGAAGAGCAACAGAAGUUUGCUAAUGAUCACAAUGUAGUGUCCGAACAAGAAUCUAGUAAAUAACAAAAUUAUUUUUAAAAUAUAAUAUUAUAAUAUUGUGUGGUUUAUUUUAAUUAAUUUUUUUUUAUAUUGAGGGUUAUACUUAUGUAAAAUGGGUUUGUUUGGGUCUCGUAGAUGCUACGUUCGGUGAAAUACAUUGGGUAACCAUAUACUAUUGAUCUAUACAGAAUAAGACCAUAUGUGUGUUUAAUAAAUAGUUAUUUAAAUAGAUUUAUGGUGAAAAAUUACCCGAUUUUUGCACCUGAUGUAGCAUCUUAUAGACCGUUGGUUCGGGAGUCAUAUCGCUUGAUUUGUUCGGUUCGAAAAUACAUUAAUAUUGAUUAGUUAUCCAUCAUCGUCUUUCAAUUUUUAUCCACACUAAAAUUAAGAGA
Molecule: messenger RNA, 1496 nt
Organism: Erythranthe guttata (spotted monkey flower)
Lineage: Eukaryota; Viridiplantae; Streptophyta; Magnoliopsida; Lamiales; Phrymaceae
Product: caffeoylshikimate esterase
Source: RefSeq, a predicted model, not a curated record